CACAGCUCUCUUCACUGCUCUCUCCUUCAUCCCCAUCUUCUUCUUGUUCUUCUUCAUCCUCCUCCUCCUCCUCUUCCCGUCUAGAACGGAAAACUCUUCUUCUCUCCUUCGACCGCCAAUUAGACAGACGGGUAGGUCUAACUCCUGGCCUUCAUCCUCAUCAUCUUCACCGUCCUCGGAGGAAGAAGGACAGGGAGCUCCCUGACCCCUUGCCCCACCAGGUCACCAUGGCAACGAUCAUCUGCACUCGGUUCACCGAGGAGUUUCAGAUGUAUGAAGAGUUGGGAAAGGGAGCGUUUUCUGUGGUGCGCCGCUGCGUGAAGGUUCUGUCGGGUCAGGAGUACGCUGCCAAGAUCAUCAACACCAAAAAACUCUCAGCCAGAGAUCAUCAGAAGCUGGACCGCGAAGCUCGCAUCUGUCGAUUGCUGAAGCACCCAAACAUCGUGCGGCUACAUGACAGUAUUUCAGAGGAGCUUCAUCAUUACCUCAUCUUUGACCUGGUAACGGGCGGAGAGCUGUUUGAAGAUAUUGUAGCCAGAGAAUAUUACAGUGAAGCUGACGCCAGUCACUGUAUCCAGCAGAUUUUGGAGGCGGUGCUACAUUGUCACCAAAUGGGCGUUGUCCACAGAGACCUGAAGCCCGAGAACCUGUUGCUGGCAUCAAAGUCUAAAGGAGCGGCUGUGAAACUGGCCGACUUCGGCCUCGCCAUCGAGGUGGAGGGAGACCAGCAGGCCUGGUUCGGCUUUGCAGGGACCCCCGGUUACCUGUCCCCGGAGGUUUUGAGGAAAGACCCUUAUGGCAAAGCUGUCGACCUUUGGGCCUGUGGUGUGAUUCUCUACAUCUUAUUGGUUGGUUAUCCUCCAUUUUGGGAUGAAGAUCAACAUCGUCUCUACCAGCAAAUCAAGGCUGGAGCUUAUGAUUUCCCCUCUCCUGAGUGGGACACAGUGACUCCUGAAGCUAAAGACCUCAUAAAUAAGAUGUUAACCAUCAACCCGUCUAAAAGGAUCACAGCAGCCGAGGCUCUGAAGCACCCCUGGAUCUCUCACCGCUCGACCGUGGCCUCCUGUAUGCACCGGCAGGAGACCGUUGAGUGUCUGAAGAAGUUCAACGCCAGGAGGAAACUCAAGGGAGCUAUCCUCACCACCAUGUUGGCCACCAGGAAUUUCUCCGGAGGCAAGAGCGGCAACAAGAAGGCCGACGGCGUCAAGGAAUCAUCUGAGAGCACAAACACCACCAUUGAGGAUGAAGACACCAGAGUGAGGAAACAGGACAUUAUUAAAGUGACAGAGCAGCUCAUCGAGGCAAUCAGCAACGGGGACUUUGAGAGCUACACUAAAAUGUGCGACCCAGCUGUCACAGCGUUCGAGCCUGAGGCACUGGGGAAUCUGGUUGAAGGCCUUGACUUCCACCGCUUUUAUUUUGAAAACUUGUGGUCUAAGAACAGUAAACCGGUCCACACCACCAUCCUGAACCCUCACAUCCACCUGGUGGGAGACGAGGCCGCCUGCAUCGCCUACAUUAGAGUGACUCAGUACAUCGACGCCAACGGGACGCCUCGCACCGCCCAAUCAGAGGAGACCCGGGUGUGGCACCGCCGCGACGGGAAGUGGCAGAUCGUCCAUUUCCACCGCUCGGGCUCCCCCUCCACACUGACCAAGUAAGAACAGCUAACCUCCAGCGUGGGCGGGUCUUUUCACUGUCGCUUUGAUGACUGAUUGAUUGACAGCAGGGCCAGGCUUGCGACACCAGACAGGAAGUUUGAACAAGGGGGGCGGAGCCAGAGAGCAGCGAAAUGCACAAUCAACCAAUCAGCUUCCACCUCACGCCCCCUUGUGACCAGCCACUCAGCUGCUCCGAUUGUGAUACUGUAUGAAAACCUCUUAUGUCGUCCGUCGGGAUGAUUGACAGGAUCAACGGCUCCUUCACGUCCCUGAAAAGGUUUCCCCUUAAAACUCCUCAUUCAGAGCUCAACAAAGUUAUUCGAUUUUAUUAACAUGAAGUAUCAAAAUAUUUAUCAAGUUUAUUAGAUUAUUAUUGGACACAUUAAUGUUGUUUUAAUUUAUUUUAACAGUUUUUAGCUAUUUACAUUCAUUCAUGAGGUCAAAAAACAACAACGCAAUUAUUGAUAAUUAUUCUAUUUCUGCUCUUUAUAUUUCCCAAAAAUGACGAAGAUAAAGAUUAUUAUUUCUCAAUGAUUCUCAAGAGGUGAUUUAAAUUGGCUUUAAAGUUGCUCAAUUAUUCUGUUGAAUAUUUAAUGUAUUACACAUCUAAGAUUAUUCAUAUAUAACUAGAGAAUAAGACAAAUUUGAUUGUUUAGAGUCAAAAAGGUUGAACAAUCAAUUCAUAAAGUUGUGACUUGGUUAAACAGAUUAAAUAUAAUAUUUAAUAUGAGUCUACGAAGUCGAGGAAUCGAGGUUUGGAUGUUCAUCUCUCUGCUUCCGUCGGCCUCGGAGACCUCCGCCAGCUUCCUGCUCUCCGACCCGCCAUCUUCCAUGACCUCGCUAGCAACGAGCCGCUUCACCACGCUAACUCUUUUAGAUUUUAGAGAAUCUGUGGGAGGAAAAAGGAUGUAGGAAAGGAAGGAAGGAAACAUGAGGAGGAUGAAAGACUUAUUUAUGUGUCCAGGAUGUAUAAUCGGUUUGUUGUUCGAUUGUUAUCGGAGCGCUUGAGGGUUUGAAGUGAAACAACUAAACAUAGUGACGCUUUGACAGCCAAUCAGAAUUAGCGACCCUUCAUCUGUUGCCGUGAGCAACGAUAAUCCGUCUCAUCGGUACGGAGGCCCAGAGGUCAUAAUUAAAAAAUUCAUAUUAAUGCAAAUUAUACAUUUUUAUUCCAGUUUAAAAAACGUUGGCAUAUUAUUAAUAAUAAUACAAUAGCCAAGAUGGGCAUAAACAUCUAUGAAAUACCUUCAUGCAAUCAAUUAUUGGAUUAUAUUAUGUACACUGAUGAUGUAUUGUUCUAUUGUUAUUUACAUCCACUGAGGGAAGCAAUAACAGGUCAACCAAAACAUAAAGUGACUUCAUUAAUGAACAUCGGUGUGUUUUUGGUGCGUUUUGGCUCCUCUGAGCUUCCGUACUUCAGGAUUCAAUAACUCACUCAUUUCAACAUUUAUUACAAACAAAAGCUGCAUUGAGUAUUUUUAGGUGAAACACAAGGCCGUCGGCUUGUGUUUCAUUAUUAGAGUUUCUUUCGGUGAUUUUCUGCAUGCGGGACUUUUCCUUCUCGUGUUUUUUUUCUCGCUUGGGUCUCUGUUGCACUUUUGUUUUUCCGACUUGUUAGCUUGGCUAGCAUUUCUCAACCGGAGCAAUGGCUUCUGCUAGCCGCGAGCUAACAAGACGUCUUUGAUGUUCUGCGAGUUUUGGCUUGUUGUGUUUGUCUCUGAGUUGCUUUUGUUCGGAGAAUGUAGAACUUUGUACAAUCAGAUUAUUAGCAGCAUAUUAUAGUCAUUAUUAUUGUUGUGGAUUAAUAUCACGUUUGUAUAUUUGAAAGCUUUCUGACCUUGGCGCAGGCGUGCAGUGCAACACUGAGUAUAAUUAGCCGCGUUGUGUUCUCUCGUGACUCCAGUUACUCUUCGCUUGUUUCUGCCAUUUGGCAUCCUGUCUGCACUGGAAGUGAAAGCUGAAAUCUCGUUAACAUUCGCACCGCUGGGAAUGUUUAACCAUGGACAUGCAUCUGAUAAUUCACGUUUUAAGUAAAGGGGGGGUAAACAAUGAGGACCCCAAAUGGCGCCGGCAGAGAGAACGGAUGUUUUUUCUAGUGUUCCUUUCCUAACGCGACUAAAUCCACUUUGACCUUUGAAGAAGCCUGAAGGUGGAAAAUCUCUGCAGUGAUGCAAAUGAAGCAUGUUGGUGUUGAUGCUUGAAACUACACAAUUGAUCUUGAAGCAGAUUCCAGAUGUGUUUCCUGUUUGAAGCAGAUGUUCAGCAGCUGCCGUGUUUCUCAUCUGCAUGGCGGGAAAUUGCCUUCUGGCCGCAAGCUGACACGUCUGCAGCGAGCUAAUGUGCUAUUUUGUGGCUGACAGCAUUUGAUUGGCCACAGUCAGGAAUGCUAAACAUGCUAACAGCGCUAACAAACCCAGGAGAUCCGGGCUGACGAAAUAUUUAUAUAUAUAGAUUAGAUUCAAUUUAUUUUACUCAUUUUACUCUUUUUUUGUUAGAGAAGAUUGGAUGUUUAAAACCAAGGUUGUUAAUUAUCAGAAGAAGAACUGAUUCUAUUGGAGGAGGGCCGAUCAAUCACAGCAUAGUGACGAAUCAUAGUGUAAUAAACAAACAACCUUGUCCCUCGUUAUUUAAUCAGGGAUUAAGUUACAUUACAGUAUUAACAGAAGUAAGUAUUGGUAUCACAGUCUGACGCUCGCCGGGUUCAUUUAUCGAUUGUUGGUUUCAUUCCAGAAACACAAAUCAAAAUAAAAGCAAAGGUCAAACUGGAUUGUGAUGUUUCCUGUCAGCCAUGUUUCCACCUUCCGUAAUCAAUAACCAAUGAUCAAUAAGCUAAGCUUUUUCUAUGAUGGAUAUUGUGAUGUUCUGUAUUCACUGGACUCCAAUGGUGCAUGCUCAUUGUAUAACUGUGUGUGUGUGUGUGUGUGUAUAACAGUGGGCGUGUGUGAUUAUGUAACAGUGUGUGUGUGAGUGACAGAGAGGGAGAGAGUUUUUAAUCCUUUAAAGAAGUAUUUCUGCUUCUGUAUCGUGUUCAUAGUGUUUCUGUAAAUAAACGGAAGUGUUUAAAGGCU
This is a messenger RNA of Gasterosteus aculeatus aculeatus (three-spined stickleback), 4729 nucleotides long. RefSeq names its product calcium/calmodulin-dependent protein kinase II alpha (gene camk2a). NCBI's taxonomy places the organism in Eukaryota, Metazoa, Chordata, Actinopteri, Perciformes, Gasterosteidae. Gene Ontology annotation, molecular function: calcium/calmodulin-dependent protein kinase activity; calmodulin binding; ATP binding. The record is from RefSeq and is a predicted model, not a curated record. Gene Ontology annotation, biological process: protein phosphorylation.